Geodia barretti is the source of this 204-nucleotide messenger RNA. NCBI's taxonomy places the organism in Eukaryota, Metazoa, Porifera, Demospongiae, Tetractinellida, Geodiidae. The record is from the annotation of a GenBank genome assembly.
AUGGAAACCGUGGCAACUCGAGAGGGAGAGGAGGUGGGGGGUGGAGGGGAGGAGGGAGAGGAGGGGGGCAGAGAUUCGGAAGAGGAGGAGGGGGCGGAGGAAACGGUCGUAGCUAUGGCAACCAGCAGGGAGGGGGCGGGGGCUAUGGGCAGUCGACGCGUGGCAGAGGGUACGGAGAAAGAAGAGGUGAAAAAAUGGACAUAG